This is a messenger RNA of Gongylonema pulchrum, 564 nucleotides long. Lineage: Eukaryota; Metazoa; Nematoda; Chromadorea; Rhabditida; Gongylonematidae. The record is from the annotation of a GenBank genome assembly.
UGUGGUCCAUCUGCAAAAGGAUGCCCUCGAGGGCCUCCAGGACCACGGGGUGACAAGGGCAUCAGCGGUCUAGAUGGAUCACCAGGACAAAACGGCCGACCCGGUGUACCAGGGGUAGUAAAUAUGGUAACUCACCAUAUUCCUGGUGGUUGUAUCGAUUGUCCACCCGGCCGGCCUGGGCCACCAGGACCUCCUGGUCCCAUUGGUGAUCACGGAUCAAUCGGACGACGCGGAAAUCCUGGACGAUCAGGCAAGAGAGGAUUGGCAGGCCGACCAGGAUUCAUGGGACCACCUGGGCCGCCGGGUCGCCCGGGUACACCAGGGAUACCUGGCCUGCAAGGUCGCAACGGAAAACGAGGACGCGGUGCCCCAGGUAGGAAGGGUCCGGUGGGACAUCGCGGUCCAGCUGGAACACCUGGCAAAAAUGGCAGCCGUGGUGGUGUUGGGUUGCCUGGUGAACAUGGCUUACCGGGUCGAUCCGGCCCACCGGGACGUAGAGGAAAGGAUGGCCGUCCAGGAAUGGUGAGAUAUUCCAAUCUUUUUAACAGCCAACCACUAGCGUAA